Messenger RNA from Physella acuta, 1742 nucleotides. RefSeq names its product 14 kDa phosphohistidine phosphatase-like. Gene Ontology annotation, biological process: peptidyl-histidine dephosphorylation. Gene Ontology annotation, molecular function: protein histidine phosphatase activity. The record is from RefSeq and is a predicted model, not a curated record. NCBI's taxonomy places the organism in Eukaryota, Metazoa, Mollusca, Gastropoda, Physidae. Gene Ontology annotation, cellular component: cytosol.
UGCCUGCCACAUCUUUUCCUUGCCCUCGUCGAUCGCGCCUCGUUUAUUCUUUCUACAUUUGAUUCAGGAAAGAAGUGCGAACGUGUGUUCUUUUGGAGUUCUCGGUGUUUAUGUGCUUUGGAGAAUAGUGAGCCAAGAAUUUAUUUCAGGUGUCUAAGUGGUGUGGAAUUCAGGAAAUUUCAUUCAUCGUCUUCUUCGCAUCUUCACAUCCAAGUUUCCUAUCAUGGCUUCAUCCCAGAUGGCCUCAGCCACAUCUUUUAAAAACCCAAAGUUAAUUUCCAUACCCGAUGUAGAGAUUGACAAACACGGCAAGUUCAAAUAUGUUCUGGUCAAAGUUCACGAUCCAGACAUGGACCGGGAGUUUAAACACAUUGUGCGAGGGACAGCCAAGGCAGCUUUUCAUGCUGACAUCUAUGACCAAGUGGUGGCCAUGAUUGAGGACAAAGGUUUGGACUGUGAGAUUUUAGGAGGUGGCCGGAUAGAGCACGAACCUGCCAAAAAAUCCAUCAAGAUCUACGGCUAUUCACAGCAAUUUGGUCAAGCUGACCAUUCCAUCACACACUCCCUGCUACUGAGGAAGUUCAAAGACUACGACCAAAUCACCUGGAGCAAUGAAGGCUACUAAACCCCACAUUGUCUGGUCAGAUCUGGGCGCUACUGGUCAGCAGCUGGUUCUGUGAUUGACCAGUGUCCCCACAUGAUGUUAUGAAGACGGCAAGAAAGAAUCUGAGUACUCAAGGGGUGCAACUCACUCUUGGUUGGACUGUGUCUUUUUUUUACAAGAUUUUUGUCUUCCUGUAUGUACGAGUACCAGCACACUGCAGUAUGUUGUAUGUAGUUGGUGGAGCUGUAGCUGAUCAAUGUUGUCAUGGUAACAUUCUUAGACAUAAUACAGUAACCAAAUAGAUUUAGAUUCUUCAUGUCGAUUAUUUUGUUAAGAUGAUGACCAUUUUCUUCAUUUUUACUGGCUAGACAGUUCUUCCUAUUGUCAUUUUGAAAACCACAGAAAUCACUUUAUUUUUGUUAGAUAUAUAAUAUGUAUAUUUAUAAAAUUUUAAAUGUUCCAUUAUUUUUUUAAUGUCCUGUUUUAUUUCAUUUUUUUUUAGAAGGGUGAUGGAUUUUUAAAAUACCAAAAAACUUUUAAACCUUUAUCACCUCUUUAUUUAGAUCUAAAUAUAAUCAAAUACAAUACAAACUGAUGUUACCUAGGUUACUGUAAGUAGUUUAAACCUCAGUCAAGUACAGGAACUCUCUUUUUUAUAAGUUAGAAAUUUUCUGUUUGUUGGAUUUUUUUAAUGUACAGAUUAGGUACAGUUUUGCCUAGCUGUUGUAAAAAAAAAAUGAUUGUUAGAUGUAGUAAAAAAAACAACUGGUCGCUGCCUCAAAUAUUUGGGUGCUAUAUCAAACCACAUUAGGCCACACAAUAAAUAAAACGUAUCAAUUAACCUGUUAUGAAAAAAUCUUUAUAUAUUGUGAGUAAAAUUCUACAUUUGAACAAUGUUUCUACAAACAAAUGGCUUGGAUCUAAGGGCAGUUGGUUUAUUUCUUGACCCGGGCCUAUUGAUACAUGUUAUUUUUGGCAUAAUUUGCCUUGAAAUUGUUCCAUUUUGUGCCUUUAUUUAGAUGUGUCUCUCAGUAUUUGCAUUGGUUUCCCUGUGAAGACCUACAUUUUAGAUCAUGCCUAAUUUGUCUAAAUAAUUUUUACUGCAUUUAUUGGUCAAUAAAUUUUUUUUUGUUUCAUA